UUCUUGAAUCUGUUAAAAUCAUGAAAUCUCCAGAAAAAAUAGAUGUGCCAGAAGCUCCUCCGAUUGGUGGAUCCUUUGACCAAGCAGAAUUGCUCCAGAGACUGUUGAAAUCAGGGAUCCUCCAGCUAUGUUAAACCUCUCAAAAUCUCCUCUUUUUGAUGGAUCCUCAGAGCAGACAGGAAUUGCUCCUCAAACACCUCGUCGGCACUCACCUCCCCUUGUUGGGGGAGAACAAACAGAAAUUGCUCCACAAACACCUGUACCACACUCAAAAUCAGUGAGACGAUUGGAGAGCCCUGAGUACCUCAAAUGUGUCAACUUAUUUGAAGUAGGACAUGCAAAUUUGGAUCCUACUGAAAGUAUAGAGAAAGAAUCUUCUCUGAUUGAAAUUGUAGAAAAAGAGGGUUCCCUGAGCAAAGAUGUUCUUGAUCUCAAUCUGGAGAUACAUUCAAAUGAAGAUGGUAACCAGGAACAGGAUGGAUGGUCAAUAAGAACCAGAAUGGUGGCAAAGUAUUUGCAGAGAAGUUUUCUAGGUCAAGCGAAAAGAGGAGAGGAGGAAACAGUGAGGUUAACACAGCUUUGGGAAGGAAGAACAAAGAAAGAAAGCGUGAGGCUCUUUUAUGAGAUACUGGUGUUGAAAACUAAAGGACUUGUGGAUGUGAAGCAAGAAACUGCUUUCGAUGACAUUCUUUUCCUGCAAGCUCCUCAGUGGGACCAAACUUGCAGAACUGAUGGGAAGUAGAACUGCUGGAGGAUCUAUUUGUUAAUUGCAAGCAGCAGAAUUAGUGUUUUGAUCCUAACCUAUGUUAAAUGAGUUAUAGUGGUAGUCCCUUUGUAAAUUGAGCAGUUCUGUAAAUGUUAUCAACUUUAGCUGAUAUAGGAAUGACACAUGUUCUCAUUAGAAAAGAACAAGGAAAAGAGGAUGUAACUAAUUUUUCUUUUUUUCUUUUUUAGAUAGGGUUUUACUUUGAGAGCUUAUAUUAGUGAUUUGAUUAACUUAAUCA
Molecule: messenger RNA, 1004 nt
Organism: Theobroma cacao (cacao)
Lineage: Eukaryota; Viridiplantae; Streptophyta; Magnoliopsida; Malvales; Malvaceae
Source: RefSeq, a predicted model, not a curated record